Ilyonectria robusta is the source of this 1050-nucleotide messenger RNA. RefSeq names its product alcohol dehydrogenase. The coding region runs from base 1 to 1050 and encodes 349 amino acids. The record is from RefSeq and is a predicted model, not a curated record. Gene Ontology annotation, molecular function: oxidoreductase activity. NCBI's taxonomy places the organism in Eukaryota, Fungi, Ascomycota, Sordariomycetes, Hypocreales, Nectriaceae. The transcript is spliced from 2 exons.
AUGACCGUCAUUGCCAAUCUGCCGUCCACUAUGAAGGCGGGCCAGUGGGACGUGGACCAACAGAAGGUUGUCGUCAACAAUGUCCCUGUCCCACAGCCUGGCCCCAACGAGUUCCUUGUCAAGAUGCGGUCUGCGUCCCUCUGUCACAGUGAUAUGAUGGCUAUCAAUGACAAUAAGGAGACUGUAACUCUUGGUCACGAGGGCCUUGGGCACAUUGUUUCAAUGCAUCCGUCAUCAGAAGGCAAGGGGUUUCAAGUUGGCGAUGCCGUUGGUUUCCUCUACAUCUUGGGCUGUUGCUUUGAGUGCAGCGGCUGUAUGAUCCACAACCUCUUCUGCGAAACCGGCAAACAGAAGCUCCAAGGUUUCACAACCGACGGCUUCUUCUCCGAGUAUGCCAUCGUUGAUUACCACAACGCCGCCAAGUUGAACGAGAAACUGUGGAACAUGGACUCCGGCUGUGCCAUCUUCUGCGCUGGCAUCACAGCGUACCAUUCCAUCGAUAGCUGCGAACUCCAACCUGGAGAUUGGUUCGGAGUCGUCGGGUGCGGCGGACUCGGACAGAUUGCAACCCAGUAUGCCAAGGCUAUGGGUUUGCGUGUCAUUGGUGUUGACAUUCAAGAUGGGAACCUCGAGGAGACUCGGAAACAAGGCGCGGAUGCUGUCUUCAACUCAAAGGACAACCCAAACUAUGUUGAGGAGAUCCAGAAGCUUACAGGGGGAGGAUGUAGCGCCGUGGCGGUGUAUACCAACAGCCAUCGUGCCUAUCAGGCAGUGCCAUCGAUAAUCAAGUUGGGGGGAACUUUGAUGGUCAUCGGUAUUCCCAAGGAGCAACUCAGCGUCAGUUACAUGGAUAUUGUGAUGGGGCGAUUCAGGAUCAAGUCGGACAACACGAGCAUUCCACAGAGAAUGGGCAAGGCGGUCGAAUUCACAGAGAAGCACGGAAUUAUGCCUGUGGUAGAUGUACGAGGCGGGCUUGAGGCCCUCCCAGAGAUGGUCAAGGAGAUGCAGGAGGGCAGGAAUCGCACUCGCACCGGUGUGGUGUUCUCGUAA